This is a messenger RNA of Scophthalmus maximus (turbot), 4703 nucleotides long. RefSeq names its product zinc finger protein 821 (gene znf821). Lineage: Eukaryota; Metazoa; Chordata; Actinopteri; Pleuronectiformes; Scophthalmidae. The coding region runs from base 354 to 1892 and encodes 512 amino acids. The transcript has 6 exons. Gene Ontology annotation, cellular component: nucleus. The record is from RefSeq and is a predicted model, not a curated record.
AGAAAUCAGCUGAGCUCGUGCGUCGCUGCAGUGAGUGCGCGGGCGCGAGCGGCUCGGGAUCGGAGCAGCUCGGCGCCGCUCGGACAUCGGUUUAACCCCCUGGUCGCCUGGAGACGGGGCUUUCUUCACGGCUGCAAGAAUGUGACGCUGGGGGGAUAUCCGUUCUUUUUUUUAUUAAGAUCACCGAGCAGACGAUUGAAUCAGAUUUUUUAUUUUAUUAUUAUCGGUGUUUCGUUCAUCACUGGUCCUCAGUGUGAAUACACCUGGACUGGUGUCGGCGCAACCGUCCGGGUCGAGGAGGCGAUUCCAAUUUGCAGUUUUUUUUUUUCUUUAAACCAGGAGUGGACAAUAAUAUGUCCAGGCGGAAACAGACCAACCCCUUCAGAGUUGACUGGCCAUUCCACACUUCGGGCAUCACAGGACUUCAGCACACUAUUAACAUGGACGGCAGGGACGAGUUCACCGAGGACAGUGAAUGCUGCAGCAACAACUCCCGGGAAGUCCAAGGGCAGGAUAGCAUCACAGACAGCGAUAGUGACCUCGACAACCACGGUGAAGACUCGUCCUCCAACACCUCCGCUGACGACCACAUGACCACCAAGAGAACUCAGUGCCGCCUAGAAGGGGCGGGAGUCAAAGAGUGCCUGUUUUUUCUCCAGGAGAGCGAGGAAGGGGCAGACCACCUCAUGAACUUUGUUUGCCCUCUCUGCACGCUGGAUUUCAGCAGCCCUGAGAAGCUCAUCUCCCAUGUCUACCAGCACACAACUAUGAUGAGCAACAGCAAGAGCUAUGUGUGCCCAGUGUGUGGGCGAGCCCUGAGUUCGCCUGGCUCACUUGGACGCCAUCUUCUCAUCCAUUCCGAGGACCGCCUCUCCAACUGCGCCGUCUGUGGCGCACGCUUCACAGACACCAACAACUUUAACAGAGAGAAGCUGAAAGACGUCUUCGACAUCACGCAGCUGGACGUCAGUGGUGGAAGAGACCCCUGCUCCAUGUCCCAGUCCCUCUCCAGCAGCCCCAUGAACAGCCCCGGCUCCGCCACUCGCUCCUGCCAUGGACCGGGCCCCAGCCCCAGCUCUUGUCAGGGCCCGCGCUCAUGUCAAGCACCCGACCACGGCCCCAACUUGUGUCAAGCCCACCGCCACAUCUCGAGCCAGUGUCAAGGCCCCAGAUCGUGUCACGGCCCAGACCCGGGAUCUGGACCGUGCUCGGGCCCGUGCACAGGCUCUGACCCAGGACCCUCCUUUCCCUCACUGCCCGACAGCCUCCUCUCCGAAGGGCCGUCACUCGCAUCUAUCCCUGAUGCUCUCAACUCCUCUUCCUCGGCUCUUCCUCCCAUCCCCGACAUCCUGAGCCCUAUGCCGGUGUAUCCCGCCGGGGUGCUGCUGGUGUGCAACAGCUGCGUGGCCUAUCAGCAGUUAGUGGAGGCCCAGUCGCCGAUGCGUAAGUGGGCGCUGCGUAGGAAGAAUGAACCCGUCGAGGCUCGCAUGCACCGUCUGGAGCGCGAGCGCACGGCGAAGAAGAACAAGCGGGCGUGCGAGUCGGAGGAGGAGAAGGAGAUCAGGAGGCUGCGGGACCGCGAGGCCAAGCGCAUGCAGAGGAUGCAGGAAUCGGAGGAUCAGAGGGCGCGCCGGCUGCAGAGAGACCGGGAGGCCAUGCGCCUGAAGAGGGCCAACGAGACGCCCGAGAAGAGGCAGGCGCGGCUGAUCCGCGAGAGGGAGGCGAAGAGGAUCAAGCGGCGGCUGGAGAAGAUCGACCCCGCGCUGAGGACACAGAUAGAGCACGACCCUGCCGCGAUGGCUGCCCUCACGGCAGACAUGAGUCUCUUUCAGUUCCCCUGUCCCAUGCCUGUCCCCUCCAUGGAUAACGGUCUGUUCAUGAAGCUGCCCUGAUCGGACCGGGACGCCAGCCGGAGGGUUUAAGGACAAACUGGCCUCUGAACAGCACCAUUAGCCUCCACACUCCACCACCAGGCUGUCACGGUCACUGCAGACCAUUCCUGUACUCCCGGUAUCUUGUGUGUGGAGCAGCCUCACACACACACACACACACACACACACACACACACACACACACACUGCUUUGCUAAACACAGCAACAACAACAACAAAAAACUACCAACAUCAGUUUCUAAUUUAUUACAGUCAAGACAACCUUGGGAACAGGGUUGAGAAUGUUUCAUAUUGUGUGGAUGAUGAUGACAUUUCAGCAUGUUGUAAAGAGAUUUAUCUUUUUUUUCUUUUUUUUUCCUGUGGACUAGCAGAUUUAACAAAGUUCUAUUAGGAGCAGUUACAGUAUACUUCCUUUUGAGGGGGGAAAAAAAGUCUUUUGCACAUGGACCUUCAGUAAAGGGAGUGGGGACUCGGUAGCCACAGCCCCCUCCUCCCUAGUCGACUCCGCCGGCCCAGUGACUCGGGUUUUACUGGUAGCUACACCUCUCUGUUCUAAGCUGCCGCCGCGGGUCCCUGGGAAGUUCACAUUCAGUCAAACUACUACCUCAGCCGGCGCCGUCGCUCGCGCCCUUCUGUCCUGUGGCUCACUCCCGUUCCGACACCAAGCUUCCAAAGCUUCUAUAUGUUCAGUGCUCGACGACAAGAGGAUGCAGGUUGUUUUCCACAGUUUGCGUUCAUCACUCAGGCACUUUGAUAGGACACAAACAUUCGCAGGAGGAGCGAGUGAUUUACAGACACACCAGUACCACGUGUAUUUCCCAGGGUUGAUUAUAAUAAUGUUUCUGAACAUUAACGCUGAAUGUUUUGUCCUAUUGAACUCGCCCAGUGUCAAGCUACAAUCCCCACAUCAUCUCUUAAGUUGUUCAUCUUAACGCAAUCGCCUCUUAACAUUCUCUUUGCCAAUAUUUUAAUCUGUUUUGUUUUUUUCUUCACGCUGUUACGCUCUGAAUAUUUCGCCAAUGUCGUCCGUUUUUCUACUUUCUGUUCCAGAGCAUUUAUUGGGCUCUCAGAAACUGCUGCUGUUAUUGUACUGUACAUUACAUUAGUUACCUCUUAUAUGUGUUUCUGGCUCAUCGGUCACAGUAAGGAAUAUUUUGGUCAAAUGUUCAGUUAAAGUGGUCACAACGCUGACUGCAGAACUUCAAGCCUGCCCACAUAGAUGUAUUUGUUUAUACAUAAAUAAUCCAUAAACCUGCCCUAGGUUGAUAUUAUUCUAUAGAAAGUCGAACACAGAUAACACAACCGAAUGCAACUCGUGUAGCAUUCACCUGCUGUGUGAGGCUGCAGUACCUUCAUAACGUGUUAACAGUACCACUUAAGUUAUUUAGAUGUUUUCUAUUUCUGUUGUCGGCAGAAAUACUUUUUUUUUUAAUCAUGACCGCUGGAUAUUAACCCCCCCCCCCCUGCUACAGAGCACUGAGGCUAAUUUAAUGACACUUACAGUCCACACCGGGAGCAAGAUUUUAUUAAUCUAUAUUCUUUAACCUCAUUCCAGCACAUAUUUAUGCAAUAUGAUGUGAAUAUAUUUUUCUUGUGAAAAGAUUUGGGUUACUAUGUUUUCCAUCAGUGGUUUUAAAAAAAAAAAUUUAGAGGCAAUGUUUGGACCAUCACAUGGUUUAAUUUCCUGCCUGUAAAAGUUACCUUCAGUUUUUCCUUUUCUCCAGUGUCAUGUAAGAAGUUUCUGAAAUAUUCUUCUGAGAUGAUCAUAGACAGGGACGAGUUGUGGUCCAGUCUGAGUCACUCCUAGACGAGAGUCGAUUUGCUCGGGCUGCUCGUUACAGACAAAACGUACCAGAGAAAAAAAUAUUGGGUUUUUGUUGUUUUUUUUCAUCCUCAAGAGGCUUUUCUAGGAGUUCAUCAAACCUCUAUGCAACAGAUGUGUUAAUUAUUCUGAGGGGAACUUAAUUCACUUGCCACUGAAUCUAUGCAGAAUGCGACUUUCAUUUUAAACGGACUUCAAUGUUAAAGAGUUUAGCUUCUCAGGCAACUUAACUCAGUGAGAGGGCUCCGAGCCGACAUACAACAAGAAUCAUAUAUAGUUCUAUCGUCUGAUGUGAGACAGUUUGUCUACUGAAAUAUGUUUCCUCUCUCUCUCACGUGAAAGCAACAGGGUCUCACUGCCAUCUUACUCAUGACAUAACCGCACCAAGGGUAGUAGAUAAAUCAGUGCUCUCGACUUCAGGUGUCACUUCUCUCUUCUCUCAGACCGAAUUCUGGGUAUUCUCAGAGGUUGCUCUUUAGGAUUGCUGUGAUCCCCUUUGUCCUGCAGCAGAAUAGUGGGACAGGAAACUUGAGCCGUCAGUGGGUGGUUCUGACAUGUAUGUGAUGUUGGUGUUCACCAGCAGUACGCAGCUCAGUAUGGAUUAGAUAAGCACUGCAUGUCGUGAAACUGCACUCGUCCUAGAAUGGUUCAAUGUGAGCUUGUGUUCUACUGUUCGUUUUAUGCCUGCCUGUUUUUUACAGUUUAAUCAAAAAAGACAUGUUGUUAAUGACGUUGGCCUUUCUAUAUAUUAAUUCUAUCAGGAUUUUCUCUCAAUGUCCAUGUUUACAAAUAAAAAAAUCACUCUGAACGAGGCCAAAUGAAUGAGCUAAACUGCUGGUGAGAACAUUCACGCUUAGCUGUGAUAUCAAUGCAUUCUGACUGGCCGGCCCCUGUGGGGGACGCCGUCCUCUGUUACCGGGUAAACGGAUGUACAGACCACGAGGAAACAUGGUAAAGAAUGUGGAAAUAAAACAUUGACUUUACUACAA